GCCAAGUUCAACGUUGAGUGGGGUCGGGACCGGUUUUAGGAGGGGGUGUAACCUGACUUGAACUGAGCUGUCUGUGAUAAGAGGCUGGACCUGUCUUCUCCGAGUCUCCCUAUAUAGAGCAGCCACUGCUUGUCUGCAAACAGUGAAAGGCAAAUCCCUUGGACGAAAAUGGUAAUAAUGUUUCCCCAAACUGCGACCAGCAGAGGAACGGGUGUGAACAUUAGGAACAUUGGUCAGCAGCCAUCGUACAAAGAAUUUGUAAACAUGAUGGGAAAUAUUAUUAUCCUUAGUUUGAUAGUGGCCAUAUCCUUAUCAUUUUGGAUUGUGUCGAUGACUAUCAGUACUUAUUAUGGUACUCUACGACCCGUGUCACCUUGGCGAUGGCUGUUUUCUGUAUUAGUUCCACUAGUUAUUGCUUCACAUGCACUAAAGAAGCAAAGUCUUGAUCGCAGUGGAGCUAUUGGAGCUUUGAUUGUUGGGUUCAUCCUUACAAUUGCCAACCUCAGUUUCUUCUCUGCAUUGCUAACUUUUUUUGUUAGCUCAUCUAAACUCACAAAAUGGAAGGCAGAAGCAAAAAAACGUUUGGAUGCAGAAUAUAAGGAAGGUGGUCAGAGGAACUGGAUACAGGUAUUUUGUAAUGGAGGUAUUCCUACAGAGAUUGCCUUACUUUAUAUGAUUGAAACUGGGCCAGGAGAAAUUGCAAUUGAUUUUUCAAAGCAGUACACUGCCUCUUGGAUGUGUCUGUCUCUCCUGGGAGCGCUGGCUUGCAGUUCAGGUGACACCUGGGCAUCAGAGAUAGGAAGCGUUGCCAGCAAAACACCUCCAAGACUGAUCACCACGUGGGAAAAGGUUCCCAUUGGUACUAAUGGAGGAGUUACCUUUGUAGGCCUUGCAUCGAGUUUACUUGGUGGAAUGGCUGUUGGAUUGGCCUAUCUAUUAACUCAAUUGCUGUUUGUGGAGGACCUGAAUACUUCACCACCCCAGUGGCCGAUUGUUAUAUAUGGUGCUGCAGCAGGUUUCCUUGGUUCCAUUUUGGAUUCCUAUUUAGGCGCCGUAAUGCAGUAUUCAGGUUUUGAUGAAGACAGUGGGAUGGUUGUCAAUCACAUUACCCCUAAUGGACGGCAUAUAUCCGGAAAACCUAUUCUGGAUAAUAAUGCAGUAAAUCUCUUUUCUGCCAUCCUUAUUGCUCUUCUGCUGCCGGGAUUGACUUGGCCUUUUUGGCCAAGGAAGUUAGCAAUUUAGAAACAUAGUGAAUGAGGAUCCUAAUCAUCUGCUAGCAUAAAAUAUUGCAUAUGAGUAUUGCACUAACAAACAGAAGUCUGAAUUAAAAUGAAGAUGUACAAAAAUACUUCCAAUAUUGCAACUUUGUGGAAGCAUAAGCUGUAUCUUCACACGCUUACUUUGUUUACUUAUUUAUUGUUUCUUUGGAAAUAUUAUUUGGUGUCUUAAAUCAAAAAGCUUGCCCUCAAUAAGUUACAUCUCAGUGAAUAGUCUUUUUAUUACAAUUGAUGUUGUUGCCCCUUUUUAUUAACACUUUUUUCAGCAAUGCCUCUUAAGCAGAGAACAUACUUAAAUUAUGUAACAACUUAGAACUUUGAUGAACAGAUUUUGGCAGCAAACUAUUGAUCAGCCAAGCUCACUCUUCAAAAUCACUGGUUGGUUUCCUCCUUAUGAUUCUGGAUCUAAAUCAACAUUUCAAAUCAAAGUUUAUUUAAUGUCUUUUUGAAAACUUGUUUUUUGUUAAAUUCUUAUUGAUGAUUCUCAAUCUUAUCAUGGUUUUACUCAAAACAAUGCUGCCUAAAUUUCAGAAUUUGAAAAUCUACCUUCUAAUUCUUGAAUCCAGUAUUUGACACAAGAGUUGUGAAUCCUGACCAGCAAGAGCUUAAAAAUGAAAUGAAGUUACUGAACAGCUUUAAGACUGAGAGUGAUACAGGAGAAAUAAAAGCAAAAUGAUGUUUCAGCCCGAAGGGAUAAUUUACAGGUAAAUCUUAAUUUAAUCUAUAAUAACACAAACCAAAUCCAGCAACAUGUGGACUGAGCAAAGAAAAAUUAGUUUAAUUAAUUAAAGUCAUACAUAAAUCUUGAGUAAUUAAACAUAUGUCAAGAUUGGGCCUGGAUUGAAUUGCUGGUUUUGUGCUAUACCAUAAUCUUGAACAAACGCAUUUGCGAUAAGGAGAAACUUCUGUUCAGAUUUGUUGAGCUGGAGUCCAAAACACAGGGACAUAAUAGAGUGGGGGGAGUUCUGAAGAUUGUUUGAUUGAGGAGGCAGUCUGACACUUCAGUUUUCUGAAUUUAAUUUUUGUUUUUCCAUACCUACAGAAGGUUUUUAAAUCAGUUUUGUUCUCGCUUGUUUACUCAUGUUCGAGUUUGUCUUUACGAAUUUCUUGGUGACCUUUCAUUUCUAGGAGAGACAGUGACGUUGUGGUAGUGUCACUGGAUGAGUAAUCCAGAGGUCCAGUGAUAUUCCACUGUGCCAACUUCUAUUACUCUCUGGACACAGAUUUAAAUUUCAACAUGGUGGUUGGUGAGUUUAAACUUCAUUAAUGAAUGUGACAGGAAGAGCUGCUCUCGGUGAUGGUGACCACAGCAGUUAUUGUCAAUUGUCAUAAAAAAACCCAUCUGGUUCACUAAUGCCCAUUAGGGAAAUAAAUCUGCCAUCCUUACCUGAUCUGGCAGGUGUACAUGUGACUCCAGAGACCCACAGCAAUAUGAUUGAUUUGGAAAUAGACAAAUACAUUUCCCUAUUCAAAUGAAUUAAAGGUAGAAAAUAAAUGUUAGCUUUGUCAGUGAUCACAUGAAAGAAUAAAGGAAAAUAACAAUCUAAAAUUCUCUCAGUUAUUUCUCCUCCUGACAACAUCAAAAGUUUCCUGUUUCAUCAAAUACCAUUUCUAAGUUUUUCUGUUUGAUCACUUGUAUUGAGUUUUCAUUUCUUAAAGAAAUCUAUAUCUUCUGUGAAUUGAUUCUUUUUUAAUAUAAUGGACACUUGUUUCAUCACAGUUUAAUUGGAGCCCAUUUGGAAAGAACAGCUUCAUAUUUCUUGGCACCAGUGCCAGAGCCCCUGAAUUGAUAAAUCUGCCUCCCAUUCAACACUUUUAGCCAUGCAUUAAGGAAAAAACCUCAUUAUCCAUUUGGCAAUAAACUAAUUUGCAUGUGGCUCACAGUUUGAAUUGAAGAACAAAGUACAAUAACAUUUUGACCCGCUUUUUUUUUGACUCCAUCACUCCCUCCCUCCUUACAAACUGAAUAAACAGAAUGAGCAUAACCAACUAUGAGCAUGGAGUUUUUAAAUCAGUUAUUAUCAAUGUAUAGAAAAUAAUUAGUGAAUGUAAUUUAUAAUGGGGAAAAGAAAUCGGCAGAUCUAAGGAAUAGAUUUUUUUUUAAAGAGCAUUCUGGAAAGCUCCUGUUUCUUUGUUCUUCUGAACUUCUUGGAAAGAUGUUCUUAAUUCUUGUGGUAAUUUAUGAAACCCUGUUGACCUCUUCUCCUGGAAGUAAAUUUGCUUAAGCAUCAUACAAUUAGUAUUUAACAUAGCUAAUUUUUUUAAGUAGGCAAAAAUUUAGAGAAACACUUUAAACAUAAGAUAAUCAGAUAUUUCAAUUUAUAGUAUCCAAACAUGCUCACCAUAGCCUACAUUGAGCAGUCAAAACCUCAGCAAAUACACUUAGAGUUUAAAUUUGUAUUUUCAUUCAUAUGCAUAAAUCACAAGUUGCUAAUAUAAGCAAAUCUUGUUGUUUAGUUUUUGCUUACAUUUAACAAUGAGGUGAUUGUGCUUAAAACAAUCCUUUUCAAACCCCCCAAACCUUUAAGCAAACUAGCGACUAAGCAAUGUAAACAUAAGUAGAAUUGAGUUGCCCAAAGUUCAUAAGACUUGAUUAACUCAUUACCUGCAGUUUGUACAUUCAUAUCAACCAUAAUUAAUUAAAAGUCAAACUUUUAUAGAGUCAGAUAUUUGAAUUUAGUUGUAGAUUACUUUUAAUUGUGCUAUGAUAAUAUGUUGAGAAAUAACAUAUAGUAUCUUUUGUGUCUUCAUGACCUCAUUGCCUGAAUUACUUUUUUUAACAUUUACCUAUUUGGAUGUGUCAUGACAUAUCUCUGUGGCAGGUGGGGCAUUUUAAAAUUAUGCUUUCAAAAAAUGUGGGCACUGCUGGCUGGACCAGCAUUUAUUGACCAUCCCUAAUUGCUUGGAGAGUAGUUGAGAGUCAAGCACAUUGUUCUGAGUCUGGAGUCAAAUAUAGGCCAAGCCAGAUAAGGACUGUAUUUUUCUUCCCUAAAGGACACUACUAAGGAAGACUUUUUCUUUCCCAAUAAUCAAUAAUGCUUUCAUGGUAACCAUUAGACUCUUUAAUUCCAUAUGUUUUUAAAAAUUGAAAUUAAAUUCCACUAUUUGUGCACAGGUCCUCAUCAUUGCCUGGGUACCUGAAUUAAUAACUUAGUGAUAUGAUCAUCAGGCGAGCGCUUCCCUAUCGAAGCUGGACCUCUGACCCAGAAAUAGGAGAAAAAUAAAACACUGCCACAAAACCACCAUACCUUUUGAACCAUCUGUAGAAUUGUAAUUUAAGCCAAAAUCCCACAAACAGCAAUGAGAUAAAUUGGUCAGAUGAUACAUCUUUGGUGUUGGUUGACGAUGAAAUAUUAGUUGAGACAUGUGAGAACAUCCUGUUUUUCUUAAGUUCUCUAUUGGAUUUGCUUUGCCAAUCUAUGAGAUGAUGGCCAAUCUGAUGGCUCCACUUUCCUGCCUUUAUCCCAUUCCCUUUCUCAUUAAAUCCAUCCAACUCAACUUUGAAUAUACUUAACAAUUCAGCCUCGAUAGCCCUUUGUAGUAAAGAAUUCCACAGAUUUGUUACCCUCAGAAAAGAAAUUCCUCCUAAUCUCUAACUUAAACGUGCAAUCUGGUUUUUUUUCUGAGACAAUGCCCUCUGGUUCUAGGUUUUCCCAUGUGGGAAAACAAUCUUUCUGCAUUUAACUUGUCAAGUCAUUUAAGAGUCUUACAUUUUUCAAUAAGAUCACCUCUUGUUCUUCUAAAUUCCAAAGAAUACGGGCCCAAUCCACUCAGUGUUCCCUCACAAGACAGUCUCUCCAUAGCUAGUACCAACCUAGUGAGUCUACUGAAAAUUGUUUUCAUCUGAUCUUUUAUGGCCACCUGGAAGAUUGACCAGAAUCUAAAUGUAUUAACUUACCUGCAAGAUAUAUUGCUGCACGGCCAGAUUAUGUGCUUUAAACUCUGAACUGGAACAUCAAGUUACAAUCUGGUCACUUGAAAGACAAAUGCAGUAAGGUUUAUGUAGAGAACUGGGUACGCAAUGCAUAAAUUAGGAAGAUUUUUAGAUGAAUUUGGCUUUUAUCCAUUGGAUAGUUCUGAGGAAUUGUUGAAUAUAUUGAAUAGUUCUGAGGAACAUUACCGUGAAGUCUAUUGUGUGAAUGAAAUAUUCUAUUUUCUGUCACAUGGACAAAUAUUUUAUCCACAGUUUAUCACAUUACGGUCACAUUCAGAAUCAAACUAAUUUUGCAUGGCAUUGUUACACAAAAUCCUGUGAAGUGUUUAUAAUGUUUUUGAAGCAUUUAUUCCAUCUUUUUCCUCAUGUUAAUAUGGCAGAUUUUUUUU
Hemiscyllium ocellatum (epaulette shark) is the source of this 5600-nucleotide messenger RNA. It is a transcript of the gene tmem19, whose product is annotated as transmembrane protein 19. The record is from RefSeq and is a predicted model, not a curated record. Gene Ontology annotation, cellular component: membrane. Bases 169 to 1242 code for a protein of 357 amino acids. NCBI's taxonomy places the organism in Eukaryota, Metazoa, Chordata, Chondrichthyes, Orectolobiformes, Hemiscylliidae. The transcript is spliced from 7 exons.